Ceratina calcarata is the source of this 1420-nucleotide messenger RNA. RefSeq lists its product as uncharacterized. The transcript has 9 exons. Gene Ontology annotation, molecular function: protein binding. The record is from RefSeq and is a predicted model, not a curated record. NCBI's taxonomy places the organism in Eukaryota, Metazoa, Arthropoda, Insecta, Hymenoptera, Apidae. Bases 56 to 1375 code for a protein of 439 amino acids.
CUUUGUAUGACGAAGUAAUUGGUAGUCGACGACAAUAAUCGCAACUGAUAAUGCCAUGACGGUCUCAAACCCACUCAUUAAAGAAUUGAAAGGGUGGACACGAAAAUUGACCGAAAGCGGUAAAGACAUCGACGAUGAAAAUAAAGAGCUACCUUUCUUCUGUAAAAGUUUAGAAAAAUGCUUGCAGAAAGGCAUACUGAUGCGUUUAAAUCCCAUUGGUUUCCCAAAAUUACCUGAUGCUUGGUACUGGAUGGAAGAGAUCGGAGAGAAACACUUCAGUUCCUGUUGCACUUAUUCCCUGGUGGUAGAGCAAGUUAGACAAAAUCCAAAAGUACAUACACCUACUGGACGUCUCAGACUUUUGAUCAGAACGUGUUUAACGAGAAAGUGCCUUCAUAUGCCCGUUGAAAUGUUGGUCAGGACACCGUUGAUGGCUACAGGCUACUACGAUAAGAACAGUAUUCUGGGCGAUAAUAUCCUUGGAGAAAUAUUUUUGUCGGUGUUAUUGCAAAGCAGUAAAUUCAAUUUUAAACUAAAUUUACGAAAUUCAACUUUUCUGGAUGAAUCUUGGCAAUUAGCAGAUUGCCUGGCGUUAGAAUUAGUGCCAUGCAAAAGCUUGGGUAUCUCCGUAUGUUUCACAAAAGGGAGAGCUUUGAUAGUUAACUUAGAUAAAAAUUCUGUAGCUGCGGAGGACGACAUAGUUGAAAUUGGAGACGUGUUGGACGAAAUAAACGGAAACGCUAUAACGUCUAAUACCAAAGGGCAGUUGCGUAAAUUUAUGAAAAAAGCUGUAGGUCAACCGGUAUAUCUGCACGUGAUUAAGCAUCGUAAUAAAGAGACGCGUGAAUUGUACAUGCCGAUCGUACAUCUUAUAAGAAACUCGGGUAUCGACGGUUUAAAGAAGAUCUUGAGAAGAUUCAGUUCCGAGAUACAGGGCACGAAGAACGAGGAGGCCGAAGCAAGACCUGGAUCAGGGAAUAAGUCGUUGAACGCUGGAUUCUCGGUGAAGUAUUGCGGUCGCGUGUACAUCGGUACCGAGGGAGACGUGAAGCAGAUCGAAAGAGCGAUUCUGGAGGUGUUGAGGUCGGAAGAAUUCAAAUCGAUACCCGUGAAAUUCGAAUGCUUGGAAAUAGGGAUCAGAGUGACUCGUGACUUGGACGACACCAUCGUAUGUAAGCAAAGCUAUAUGGAAAUCUCGUCUUGCGGUCGUACAGGGAAUAUUCCUCAUCAUUUCGCGUUCAUCGCAGGCGACACCAACUGCAAUCAGGCGACCAAAUUCGAUGCGUACGUGUUUCAUCAUCAGAACGAGAGCGAAGUGCAAACAAUAUUACAAAGUUUGGGUCAAGGAUUUCAACGAACUCAUUUUGCGGUUUGAAACCAUCUUGUUUUAUAAAAUAAUAACAAAGUUGAACACGUUAAA